AUGAACCAUACAAAUAGCUUACCACCACUACCAUCAUAUUCACCAUCCCCGGAUGUAGAAUACAAAUCACCUCCUCCACCAUCUGUCUACAAUUCACCACCACCAUCACCAUACUAUUCACCAUCCCCUAUAGAAUACAAGUCUCCUCCACCACCGUAUGUUUACAGCUCUCCACCACCACCACCAUACUAUUCACCAUCCCCUGUGAAUACAAGUCUCCUCCACCACCAUAUGUUUACAGUUCUCCACCACCACCACCAUACUAUUCACCAUCCCCAAGGUGGAGUACAAUCUCCUCCACCCCAUAUGUCUACAUUCUCCACCACCACCAUAUUACUCUCCCUCCCAAGGUUGAGUACAAAUCUCCUCCACCACCAUAUGUUUACAGUUCUCCACCACCACCACCAUACUAUUCACCAUCCCCUGUUGAGAUACAAAUCUCCUCCACCACCAUAUGUUUACAGUUCUCCACCACCACCACCAUAUUAUUCACCAUCUCCAAGGUUGACUACAAGUCUCCUCCACCACCAUAUGUCUACAGUUCUCCACCACCACCAUAUUACUCUCCCUCCCAAGGUUGAGUACAAGUCUCCUCCACCACCAUAUGUAUACAGUUCCCCACCACCACCAUACUACUCUCCAUCCCUAAUGACUACAAAUCUCCUCCACCACCAUAUGUUACAGUUCACCACCACCACCAUACUACUCUCCCUCACCUAA
Microthlaspi erraticum is the source of this 720-nucleotide messenger RNA. NCBI's taxonomy places the organism in Eukaryota, Viridiplantae, Streptophyta, Magnoliopsida, Brassicales, Brassicaceae. The record is from the annotation of a GenBank genome assembly.